Molecule: messenger RNA, 3684 nt
Organism: Neodiprion virginianus
Lineage: Eukaryota; Metazoa; Arthropoda; Insecta; Hymenoptera; Diprionidae
Gene: Klp68D
Product: kinesin-like protein KIF3B
Exons: 2
Coding region: 390-2558 (722 amino acids)
Biological process (GO): microtubule-based movement
Molecular function (GO): ATP binding; microtubule motor activity; microtubule binding
Source: RefSeq, a predicted model, not a curated record
GACAGUGUUUGCCAGUCUGCUGGCUGUCUUCGGGUUCUGUCAAAAUACGCGCAAUGCGACGGGCGCAGUUCGGUGUCGUUAAGCGUUGACGAAAACUAUGCUUUGCAGUGAAAUACGUGGGAUUCAGAGCCCCGAUGUAUACUCUACCCUACGCAAUUAGUGAUAAACAAGUCGAGCACAUAACCACGCAAUGCGUAAUGGGUAGAUGUUGACAGUGAAAGAGAGUCGUCCUAGAACCAAACAAUGGAUCAAUAUCUCGAGGAGGAGGGCAAAACGGCAACGAAUUACCCUUCUUCGUGCGUGACGUGUCUUGAGAAGGAGAAAACAGAGCGACGAUAAACACGCUCCCGGAUCUAUCGAACGUUUAACUGUAAUUCGCAACCAUCGACAUGGAGAAGUCAGACAAAACCCUGAAAAAACGCAGCGCCAGAUCCCUUGCGAUGGAUGGUGGGACACAGUGUGUUCAAGUCGUCGUACGAUGCAGACCAAUGGACGAAAAGGAGACAGCCAGAGGACACACCAGAGUUGUAGACGUCGUUCCAUCCCGAGGAGUAGUGGAGAUCCGAAAUCCCCGCGAAGAUCCGUCCAAGGAUAACGUCAAAGUGUUUACAUUUGAUGCCGUUUACGACUGGCACUCAAGACAGCAGGACUUGUACGAGGAAACUGUUCGGCCCUUGGUUUCUUCCGUAUUGGACGGUUUCAACGGGACAAUAUUUGCCUACGGGCAAACUGGAACAGGGAAAACUUUUACAAUGGAAGGCAUUAGGGCGGAUCCUGAACGGCGAGGAAUCAUCCCAAGGUCAUUCGAUCACAUUUUCAGCCACAUUAGUAGAACAGAAAAUAUGCAGUAUCUGGUUCGUGCGAGCUACCUGGAAAUUUAUCAAGAAGAAAUAAGGGACCUCUUGCAUCGUGAUCAAAGCCUGAGGUUCGAACUAAAGGAAAAACCAGACACCGGAGUUUUUGUAAAGGAUCUAUCAACUUCUGUGUGCAAAAGUGCAGCUGAAAUUCAACAACUGAUGAACAUGGGGAAUCAGAAUAGAACAAUCGGAGCUACCAACAUGAAUGAGCAUAGCUCCAGGUCUCAUGCAAUUUUUUUAAUAACCAUAGAAAUGGGGACCAUCGGAGACAGCGCUGGGAUCAGGGUUGGCAGACUAAAUUUAGUCGAUUUAGCAGGCAGCGAAAGACAAAGUAAGACUGGCGCGAGUGGCGAGAGAUUAAAGGAAGCUAGUAAAAUUAAUUUAAGUCUAUCCGCGCUCGGUAAUGUGAUCUCUGCGUUGGUUGAUGGUAAAACGACGCAUAUUCCGUAUCGGGACUCAAAACUCACGAGACUUUUGCAAGAUUCACUUGGGGGAAAUUCUAAGACUAUUAUGGUAGCUAAUAUAGGACCGGCAAGCUAUAACUAUGAUGAGAGUCUUACGACUUUACGAUACGCAAAUCGAGCAAAGAAUAUUAAAAAUAAACCGAGAAUCAACGAGGAUCCUAAAGAUGCUUUGUUGAGGCAAUAUCAAGAGGAAAUAAAUCGGCUUAAAGAAAAACUUGCACUGAAAGAAACAGUACAGCGUAAGAAGAGGAAAUCAAAGAAGAAGAAAGAAGAUGGAAGUCCGGAUUCAGAUUCUGAAACAGAAGACAGCAGAGAUGAUAAUAAAGUUACUGAAGCUGACAAGAAACUGAUUGCAGAACUUUUGAAAACUGAAAAACAGGAGACUGAAUUUUUAGUCCUCAGAAUAAAAGAUCUGGAAAGUAAAAUGCUUUGCGGUGGUAAAAAUAUUAUUGAUCACACAAACGAGCAGCAAAAAGCUCUCGAACAAAGAGCUAUAGAAAUUGCAGAGCGUAAAAAACGAGAAGUGGAAAUGCAGCAAAAGUUAGAAGAGGAGGAGGUCACUACCUCUGGCGUCAGAGAAACAUAUACAACUCUGCAGCAAGAAGUGGAUGUGAAAUCUAGAAAAUUGAGAAAAUGUUUUGCCAAGCUUCAAGCGCUGAAACAGGAACUGCACGACGUCACCGGAGAAUUCAACAGAGAUCGAAGGGAUCUAGAGGAAACGCAAAAUGAAUUAAUUAAGGAGUUGAAGCUAAAGUACCUCAUUAUCGAUAAUUUUAUUCCAGUUGAAGAGAAGCACAAAAUUCUCUCCAGAGUACGAUUUGACGAGGAUGAAGAUUGUUGGGUUGUAAAAGAGCCCGAACCUUCAAGCGUUGAUCUUAUAAAACGGCCCACAUCCGUCCCUGGUGCUCGCAGACCGAUAUCGGAAUAUGCAAAAAUUGCCCUUGCUAUGGGGAAAGGUCAUCGUUAUGCCGGAGAAAAUAUCUUGAACUUGGAAUUGGAUAUGCCGCCUAGAACAACGCUGGAUUAUCAGGGCCCGGUGAUAGCUCCAACGAUUCAAGCUGUUCUUGAAGAAGCGUUGCGUGACGAAGGUGACAUUGACGUAGAUGCUUCCGAUGCAAGACUCAGAUCUAAGCCACGCCUACAAUCGGCAAAAGUUCGUCCUAGAAGCGUUGUUAAUAAGGUUCAGCAGAUACCAACGCCAGUUUACCCUAAAACUAGAGGACUAGUACCCAAGUAGUUAAUGUGUCUUGACUUAAGUUGAAAAUUGAUAUUUUUUAUUUUCUGUAAAUAUGUACUAUCACGUUGUAUGCUUGUUUAAUUUAUUUCAUUGUUUGUGAUAUGGCCGUGGGUCUCCAUUCAAGGGAGAGACGGAAGAAUAACUUAGACUGAAUCCUUGUAACUCUCUAGUCAAUGUGCAAUGUCAGCCGCUUGCUAUAAAUAAUGAUUACCCAAACUGCUAAAAUAAAUCGCUAUAAUACCACAUGUUACUAUAUCUAAUUAUUCACUUCUUUCAUUCAUAUACCUAAAAAAAAAAAAACGCAUUCUCUUCAGUACAUGUUUUGUAACAUUUUGUUGAACCACGCCAAACUUUGUAAUUAUUUAAAGGAAUUUCGGAAAGAAUAGACUUUCACUUGUGGUUUUCUAUGAUUACUUCAGACAAAAACAUUUAUAUUGUAUUAUUGAUUCACUAAUGACUAGCUUCGUUUUCAACGAAAAAUUUUUUUACUAUCUAUGAUUAUUAUCCUCAGUAAUAUUAAUAUCGAACGUAGUAAAAUAAAGUCUGUACAGAGAAAAAUUAGACAUUCUUGAUGUACCAAAUUUUUAUUUAAUUUAAAUUGCAGAUUUAAUCUUCACUUGUUUCAAGUGAACAUACUUGUGGUUGUAAGAUCUGUCAGAGACGAGAUGUGUUUUACACCAAUGUGUACUUUCAAUGUCAACCUAAGGUAACUUGUAUUCAAACUGGUAAAAUUGAAUUCAGAAUCGUUAGUAUAUCGAAAAAUAAAGAAUAAUCAUAUUCUUAUUUUUGAGUAUCUAGACUUUUGUGGCCACUGUUAUUUACAAAAAGUAUUAUUCCUAUGAAUCCUGGAUACCUAUACUACGUACAUACAUGAUUUAAAUACACCCUGUGAAUAAAAAACAGUACAUUCUUUUUGUAAUGUGUAAUUAUUUUAUAACAACUUUAUAGAACUUUUGUUAAUCAUGAAAUUAGAAGGCAUAAAUUCAAAUGGACAAACGUGACUAAAUAAGGCAGAGAAAGAGUAAGGUUUCGAGCUUAUUUCCGUCACUAACAGUAAUUAAACUUUGAAACAAGCUACAUUGUUCACUUGUACUAAAAAUUGUUGAAUAAAUUGACGUCGAAAGAA